AUGCUGGUUCGUGCUUACUCCACUCAACGACCAUUGUUGCUGGACAUUUUGCCCCAGCGCAAACUCAUCAAGCGUCUGCUUUUUGACUUUGAUGCUAGAAUGAACCUACGAAAGUACAUGCCAGUAAUACAAAACAUAUACGAUAAUGUUGGUAAAGAUAAAUUAUCAUAUCCAAAGAAGGUGCAAGGAUCAGAUCUUCUUCUGUUUCAGAAAGUUCUGUCGGAAAUACGAACUCAAACCCACACAUCAAAUCAGCACCUUGUUAGAUUGGAGGAUGAACUUAUAGAGAGGGCAGCGGAGCUGGGAAGUAGAGAUGCAUUGACAAUUAUCUCUUAUAGGGCUUUACGGGAUCCAAGCGGAGAAUACACAGAUGAAGACAAGGUCCAGGCUAAAAAAUUCAUAGAAAAGCUAAAAGAGCUUGAGCAUCCUCUUGUUUACAAGAUGGGGGGAGAUUAUGAUUUUGACCAGGGCAGAUACCAAGAAGCUGUGAACCAGUACUGGAAAUUUAUUAAACUCGAUGCUAACUCAUUUUUGUCCGCAGAAGUCUAUAAAACGAUGGAAAAAUUGGAAGUCUGCAAGAAAGACUAUUGA
Messenger RNA from Ogataea angusta, 591 nucleotides. RefSeq lists its product as uncharacterized. The record is from RefSeq and is a predicted model, not a curated record. The coding region runs from base 1 to 591 and encodes 196 amino acids. The transcript has 2 exons. NCBI's taxonomy places the organism in Eukaryota, Fungi, Ascomycota, Pichiomycetes, Pichiales, Pichiaceae.